Molecule: messenger RNA, 544 nt
Organism: Acaulospora morrowiae
Lineage: Eukaryota; Fungi; Glomeromycota; Glomeromycetes; Diversisporales; Acaulosporaceae
Source: the annotation of a GenBank genome assembly
AUGAAGGAUAUCUACAAAGACGAAGAGCUUACCGUACCUGAAGGAGUGACGGUGUCUAUUAAAUCUCGCAAUAUAAAAGUCACCGGACCACGUGGCACCUUGACAAAAAAUCUUCGUCAUAUCGAUUUGGAGAUAGAAAAAAAAAAAAAUCUGAUUAAACUUAUCGUAUGGCAUGGAACUCGUAAACAUGUUGCCUGUUUACGUACUGUCAAAGCUCACAUUCAAAAUAUGAUUACUGGAGUUACUAAGGGAUUUGAAUAUAAGAUGAGAUAUGUUUACGCUCAUUUUCCAAUCAAUGUUCACAUUGAAGAUGAUGGGAGGUCGGUAGAAAUCCGUAACUUCUUGGGAGAAAAGGUUAUAAGACGUGUCAAAAUGUUGGAUGGUGUUAAAAUUCAAAUUUCUACCGGUCAAAAAGACGAGUUGAUUUUAACUGGAAAUGAUUUGGAAAAUGUAUCUCAAUCAGCUGCAAAUAUUCAACAAUCAACUACUGUUAAAAAUAAGGAUAUCCGUAAGUUCUUGGAUGGUAUUUAUGUUAGCGAACGCG